Nematocida homosporus is the source of this 816-nucleotide messenger RNA. Its product is annotated as rRNA 2'-O-methyltransferase fibrillarin. The transcript has a single exon. The record is from RefSeq and is a predicted model, not a curated record. Gene Ontology annotation, cellular component: nucleolus; box C/D methylation guide snoRNP complex; small-subunit processome. Lineage: Eukaryota; Fungi; Microsporidia. Gene Ontology annotation, biological process: rRNA methylation; box C/D sno(s)RNA 3'-end processing. Gene Ontology annotation, molecular function: rRNA methyltransferase activity; RNA binding; histone H2AQ104 methyltransferase activity. The coding region runs from base 1 to 816 and encodes 271 amino acids.
AUGAAUAGUGCACGUAGAGACCAAAAAAGACCAUUUGGCGGACGGCCACAAGGCCGAGGACCAAGUAGACCGCAAGGACGGCCCAUGGGCAAACCUGGUCAGAACAAAGCCAAACAAGUAAUUCUUCAACCACAUCCAAGGUUCCCAGGCGUAUUUAUCAGUCGCGGCAAAGAAGAGACUCUGGCUACUAAGAACAUGGUGCCCGGCGUAUCAGUUUAUGGCGAGAAAAGAAUUCUAGCCGGUCCAGAGGAUAAGAAGGUCGAGUAUCGUGCCUGGAACCCUUUUAGAAGUAAGAUCGCAGCAGGUAUUCUUGGGGGUAUAGAAAACAUUCAUAUUAAGCCUGGCAGUCGAGUCUUGUACCUUGGUGCUGCUUCAGGAACAAGUGUGUCUCACGUAUCGGAUAUUGUGGGCCCAGAAGGUGUAGUUUAUGCCGUAGAGUUUAGUCAUCGAUCGGGCCGAGACUUACUGAGUCUAGCUAAGAAGAGAACUAACAUUGUGCCUAUUAUUGAAGAUGCACGGCUGCCACAGAGGUACCGUAUGCUAGUGCCAAUGGUAGAUAUGGUUUUUGCUGAUGUAGCUCAGCCGGACCAGGCGCGAAUUGUGGGGUUGAAUGCACAGUACUUCUUGAAAGAAGGUGGUGGAGUGGUUAUUUCUAUUAAGGCUAACUGCAUAGAUUCGAUUAAGGCGCCAGCUGAAGUGUUUGCUAAUGAGGUGGACAUCUUAAGGAAGCUGAAUAUUAAGCCAAAAGAGCAAGUAACUCUAGAGCCGUAUGAAAGAGACCAUGCCAUUGUGGUAGGUAUAUUCAGAGGCAAAUAG